Molecule: messenger RNA, 8710 nt
Organism: Entelurus aequoreus (snake pipefish)
Lineage: Eukaryota; Metazoa; Chordata; Actinopteri; Syngnathiformes; Syngnathidae
Product: E3 ubiquitin-protein ligase HECW1
Exons: 30
Coding region: 226-5070 (1614 amino acids)
Biological process (GO): regulation of dendrite morphogenesis
Molecular function (GO): protein binding; ubiquitin-protein transferase activity
Source: RefSeq, a predicted model, not a curated record
UUGUGUCCAAAGGCGAGGAUGUGACUUGUCUGUGGUGUUUGUCAUCAUCCCUCCGUUCGUACGCCGCUUAUCUUCUUUAUUUAUGUCCUUGGCCGUCAGAAUGGAGCCCGGCGGAAGGUAGCUGGCUCGUAGCAGGUUCCGCUGUCAACCUAAACGUUUGGAGGAUGAUCCACCGUCAGGUUCUUUUACACCAGGUUUUGGUCUGCUUUGGGUUGACUGGUCAUAAUGCUGAUGCAGCUCUGUAGUAUUAAGAACUUGUACCAGAAUCGCCUUUUAGGCUUGGCGGCCAUGGCAUCCCCGACCCGCAGCAACCAGGGCCGCCAGCGCUGUAAGGAUCGUCAUAGCUAUGGCCCAGAUUCUUUUGCUGUCAGCGGUCUGAACCAGGAAGCGUUCAUGUUGGGGUUGUCACGGUCCACCAGUGACACUGAUCUAGUGUCCCCAGACACUCGCUCCACCCUGACUGUCAGCUCUUCUCACUACACUAUAGGCCAAUCCGAAGACCUUGUGAUCACAUGGGACAUCAAGGAGGAAGUCGAUGCUGGGGACUGGAUUGGAAUGUAUCUUGUCGAUGAGACGUUGUCUGAGAACUUUUUGGAUUAUAAAAACCGAGGCAUCAACGGCUCUCACAAGGGACAAAUCGUCUGGAAAAUUGACUGCAGCUCCCACUUCAGCGACUCUGAGACUUUGGUCUGCUUCAAGUAUUACCACGGCGUGACCGGAGCACUCAGAGCAACCACGGCCAGUUUAACCAUCAAAAAGGGAGCUGUGCCUGUGUUAAAGCCAGUGGUUAGUCCUGAGGUCAACCAAGGGCUUGGCAACAGGAGACUCAUUAACUUUUCCCUGUCAGACCUCCAAGCAGUUGGUUUGAAGAAGGGGAUGUUCUUUAAUCCAGACCCGUACCUCAAGCUUUCCAUCCAGCCUGGAAAGCAUAGCAUCUUCCCAUUGUUGCCACACCAUGGUCAGGAGAAGCGCUCUGGCGUCGUCUGCAACACAGUCAACCCAAAAUGGAACUCAGAGAGAUUUAACUUCUUGUCGCUGCCCACUGAUGUGCUUGAGAUUGAGGUGAAAGACAAGUUUGCCAAGAGUCGGCCCAUCAUCAAACGUUUCCUGGGAAAAUUGUCUGUUCCUGUCCAGAGGCUGCUGGAGAAACACGCCCUUGGGGACCGGAUAAUAAGUUACUCACUGGGUCGCAGGCUUCCAACAGAUCAUGUGUGUGGUCACUUACAAUUCUGCUUUGAGCUCACCUCCUCAAUGCACCCAGAUGACGAAGAAGUCUCACUCGUCAUAGAAUCAGCUUGCUCCGAAAGAGGAAUCAACGCAGAUUCCAACAAUGCUGCAAAUGCGCCUGAAGAUGACACUUUAAGUGUUGGACAUGAUAUGCCUGACCUCCCUUUUGAUGCCCCUCCUGACCCUGAGACCCCGAUGCUGCCAGCCUCCCAAGCUGAGGAAGCCCAACACACUGUGACGGUAGAGCUUGAGGCAGCGCCAGACGUGGAACAAGACGCUGUGGACGAGGAGAGCACAGUGAGAGAGGAGGAGUCUCAGGUACAGAGCGAGGACUUGCAAGAAGAGAACACCAUAAUGGAGGUACAAGAGGGAGAGUCAGAGGAUGUCCAGAGAGAAGGAAAUAGUCCACAAGCUGAGGAAGAUGACAAGAAGGUCCAAGCAGAGGUUCCAACUAACAAUAUUUUAGCAGUAACUGCAGAGGACGACGACACGUCCCAGGAGGUAAUAGCGGGAAGAACGGAGGUAUCGCCAAGAACAAGAGAGGGCGGUGAAAGUAGCAACAGCCCUUGUUCCUGCGUCUUUUCAAACUGCAACUCCCAUGGCGUCCCGCGCCGCAAAACCCGCCCUUGCUCCUUGCCGGUGUCCGAGCUGGAAAAUGUGAUCGCCUCGGCGUGCGGCGAGCCGGAAACACCGCGAUCACACUACAUCCGCAUUCACCACCUCCUCCACAGUCUGCCCUCCGCACAACAUCGAGCGCCCAGCCAGGAGGAGGAGGAGGCGGAAGAAGGGGACAACACAAGUUCGACUCUGGACAACAUCUCCAUGUCACCGACACUCAAAAGCUGCAAACACAGAAAAGAGGAAGACCAGGAAGAGGAUGAGAUCACCCAGUCUCCCGUUCAGGUCCCGGAGUGUCCUGGUCCGUGCUGCUGUCGUUCUCUCCCACGCAGCCUCUCCAUUGAACGUCUCUCUGAACUAAACCAGCUCCUGGAAGGUGAUGGAGGAGGUGGAGUACAUUCAGCAGUAAGAAGGAUCUCUCUUUCAUACCUGGAAAGCGAGGAAGGGGAUUCCAGUAACGGUGUAGUAAAAAUAAACAGAAGGAGCAGCCAUCCGGCACGCGGUGAAAACGAGUGCGAGUUCUGUGACGCGUCCUGCUACAGCACCUCCUGCUACAGCACGUCCUGUUACAGCACAUCCUGUUACAGCAAUUCGGGCUACGAGGGUCGCGGACGCCUCUGCAGCCACACCCGCCUCUCCUCUGUGGACAGCAACCGGCUUUCCGGAAGCACUGUGUUUUCCUCACAGGACGAGGAGGAAGACGAAAGCACCUUUGACUCAGGACCGGAUGCAAACCACUGUCCCGAGGGUCACCAAGUGGGAGGAGAAAGGAGUGAAAGUUGUCAAGAGGACAGGAGAGAGGAGAAUGGAGAAUCUGCUGGGGCCGAAUCGCAGGACGCUACCAGCACAGGCUCAGGCUUCUCACCUCCCGUUGGCCUUCCUCCAGUACUUCUUCCCAGCCUUGACUUAAACCAUUUUCCUGCUGCCACUGACCAAGCCUUACCUCCAAACUGGGAAGCUCGUAUAGACAGCCACGGCAGAGUGUUCUAUGUCGACCAUGUCAACCGCACCACGACCUGGCAGAGACCGAUUCAUGGUGGCAAGUGUAACCAUGGAAUCCCCCGAUCAGGAUCCAGCCAACAAAUGGAGCAACUCAAUCGGAGGUACCAGAGCAUCCAGAGGACCAUGGCUACAGAAGAGGAGGGUGGCAGUCCGUUAGAGCGAGCUCCCAGUUUUGAGACUGACUCGGAUUCUCCUCCAACAGCUACAGGCCCAGCAUCACCUGUCAGUCACCAGAAGAUCAGCCAGCUUCUCCAAUCUCCUGCUGUCAAGUUUAUUACACAUCCAGAAUUCUUCACUAUGUUGCACAGUAACUAUUCAGCCUACCGGAUGUUCACCAGCAGCACCUGUGUGAAACACAUGAUUCUCAAGGUGCGCCGGGACGCUAAGAAUUUUGAGCGCUACCAACAUAACCGGGACCUUGUGGUCUUCCUCAACAAGUUUGCAGACACGCAACUGGAGUUGCCACGAGGCUGGGAGAUCAAGACUGACCCGCAGGGCAAGUCUUUCUUCGUGGACCACAACAGUCGAGCCACAACCUUCAUCGACCCUCGAAUCCCUCUUCAAAAUGGCCGACUACCUGGCCACCUCGCCCACAGACAACACCUGCAGAGACUACGCAGCUACAGUGCUGGGGAGGCCUCAGAUGUUUCUCGGAGUCGUGGAGCAUCUUUGAUGGGCAGACCUGCAAACAGUCUUGUCGCUGCCAUACGGAGCCAACAUCAUGCUGACCCACAACAAUCCACUACUGCAUCAUACAACGACAAGAUUGUGGCGUUCCUCCGGCAACCAAACAUAUUUGACAUGUUACAAGAGCGGCAACCCAACUUGAACAGAAACCAUGCGCUCAGGGAGAAGAUCCACUAUAUUCGGUCUGAAGGUACCCAGGGCGUUGAGAAGCUGUCGUGUGACGCAGACCUAGUCAUCCUGUUAAGUUUAUUUGAAGAGGAAAUCAUGUCGUAUAUUCCACCUCACCCCAUCCACGCUGGUUUUAGUUUCUCCCCACGCUGUUCCCCCGCCAACUCGCCACAGAACUCUCCUGGUUUGCAAAGAGCCAGGGCGCCUGCACCUUAUCGCAGAGACUUUGAGGCCAAACUCAGAAACUUCUACAGAAAACUGGAAGCAAAGGGCUAUGGCCAAGGACCAGGCAAGAUCAAGCUGUUGAUAAGGCGAGAACACCUGCUAGAAGGCACCUUCAAUCAAGUGAUGGCGUAUUCUCGUAAAGAGUUACAAAGGAACAAGCUUUAUGUCACUUUCUUGGGGGAGGAAGGGCUAGAUUACAGUGGACCGUCCAGAGAGUUUUUCUUCCUUUUGUCUCAGGAAUUGUUUAAUCCAUACUAUGGACUAUUUGAGUACUCAGCAAAUGAUACCUACACUGUUCAAAUCAGCCCCAUGUCUGCAUUUGUGGAGAACCAUCUGGAAUGGUUCCGUUUCAGUGGGCGCAUCCUGGGCCUGGCUCUGAUUCAUCAAUACCUCCUGGACGCUUUCUUCACCAGACCUUUCUACAAGGCCCUACUCAGGCUGCCAACAGACCUUUCUGAUCUGGAGUAUCUGGAUGAGGAGUUCCAUCAAUCUUUGCAGUGGAUGAAGGACAACGACAUCACAGACAUCCUGGACCUCACAUUCACUGUCAAUGAGGAGGUCUUUGGCCAGGUGACAGAACGGGAAUUGAAGUCCGGAGGCUCACAUCUUCAAGUGACUGAGAAGAACAAAAAGGAUUACAUUGAACGAAUGACCAAGUGGAGGGUGGAGAGGGGAGUGGUCCAACAGACAGAAGCCUUAGUCCGAGGAUUCUAUGAAGUGGUAGACGCUAGGUUGGUGUCGGUGUUUGAUGCCCGAGAGCUGGAGUUGGUCAUUGCUGGCACCGUGGAGAUUGACCUCAGUGACUGGAGGAGUAACACUGAGUACAGGGGAGGUUACCAUGACGGCCACAUCGUGAUGCGAUGGUUCUGGGCUGCUGUGGAGCGUUUCAACAAUGAGCAGCGUCUCCGCCUCUUGCAGUUUGUAACCGGGACGUCCAGCGUGCCGUACGAAGGCUUCGCGGCCCUGCGUGGCUCCAACGGCCUGCGGCGCUUCUGUAUUGAGAAGUGGGGCAAAGUUACUUCUCUUCCAAGGGCUCACACCUGUUUUAACCGUCUCGACCUGCCUCCGUAUCCAUCGUACACCAUGUUGUAUGAGAAACUGCUGACUGCUGUGGAGGAAACCAGCACAUUCGGUCUGGAGUGAGACAGCAAUUGGAGCGACGACAACAAACGUCCUACUGGAACACGUGCUGGGCUGUGAGAAACAGACACUCACAAGACGAACACAGCCUGGAUUUUCUCAUCGCGGAGACUCGCUGAACAAAGAUGACCUCCAGUAUGUAAAAGAGUGUUUGUUAGUCUCGAGGGUUUGGGACCGGAAGCAGCACAUUUACAUUACAAGUGGUAUCAAUCAUGAAAACAUGCACCAGAUAUAUAUUUAUGAAUUAUAGGUCACUAACAGAUGGUUUUCAUUCUCAGGUAGUUUGUUGAAUUUGAAAUUGCUAGAGAAAUACACUCACAAACCGUAUGUUAUGUGCAUGAACAUACUAAAAUACUAUAAAAUACUAAAUAAUACACAAAUAUGACGAGUAAGAUGCCAAAGAUUGGAUCGAAACUGCUAUUUAAUCUGGAUCGACUUUGUUGCGUUUCUCUGGAAGCCAGGACUUCACCGAUGUUGGAAAUGACUAUUUUGCAAGUUACAAUCAAACCCGGACUUUAGUAAAUAUAGUAAAUUAAUAGUACAUUUUAUCAUAUGUAUGGUCUUCUGGAUCGACUAAAAUGACAAAAUAUUUUAAAAAUGAAGAAUUAAGCCAUUUUCUCGUUAUGCAACAUCAGCAAGUUUACUUCUAAAAAAUAUAUAUAUAUAAUAAUAAUCAUAUAACACAAACUCAACCUGAAUCCAAAAUACAAAAAAACCUAACCACAACUUUCAUAAGAAAUAAUGCAAAUAGAAGUACCAAUCACGAUAAAAGCUUUUAUAUUUGAUAUAUUAUUCAUAAUGUUUCAAACUAUUAUUCACACUUUUGAAUUUGCAUUAAUCAUAAGUCCCACUUGCAUAAUUUUAAUUUUACUUUAAAAAAACAUCCCAAUAUUUAAACACAAAUGCAAUUUUAUUGUCACAAUGUCAUACAGGAAGAUGUUUUUAAGUGUUUUACUUGAAUGGCAGUCAUUUAUUUAUUAUUUAUAAAAAGUCCCAUCAGAAUUUAUUUUGAAGCGCAAUGAGAGCAAAGUGAGAACACCAGUCGGGGAGUGUAAGUUAAGGCAAGAGGUCUAAAAAGCAUGUGCACUCAAAAUAAAUAGUGAGUAAUCUGCAUAUAUAUGUGAUUAAUGCGAUCAUUUUCUGUGAUUAAUCACAUGAGUUAAUGCAUUAGAUUUGACAGCACUAAUUAUUAAAUGACCUGAGAAGAAUUUACAAGUUUCACUGAAUCCGUACUUGACUUAAAUCUUUUGGCUGUUCUCAUUUUUGCAGUCAAAAUGUUUUAUCGCAGCACUACUGAAGUCUUCUUGGACCUAAUAUCCAUGUAGAAUAUAUAAACCACAUUCUUUCAAAGCUUUCCUGAAGUGCAUUUUAAAAUAUUGUUUCAGAAGUUAUUGCUGCUGAGAUCUUAGGGGUACAUUUUAAUUUACACAAACUCAUGCGACCAUAAGGACAAAAAAAGGAUAAUACAUUUAAAGGGUAUAUAAUAGUUAUUUCAUUUUUUUUGCUCAAAUCCCACAUCAACUUGAGUUUAAAUCAGUGGCCCUCAAACUCAGAAAGACUUGGCUCUCCAAGUACCACCAAAAGCCCAACAUUAAAAUAUAGUAGCAUAGUAGGCCUAAGUAGUCAUUAAAAACAAAGGCAGAGGUAUUAUUUAACAAGUUUAUUUAAUAUUUUUGGCCACAGUGUUCCAGUUCGAACAGUAACACUGUUUGAAUCUUGGAGAAAAAAAACACUACAUUAAUCAAGCAAUUCUGCGGCGUAUCACAGUUUGAGAAUCACUUGUCUAAAUUAAACAAUAAUGUUUAUUGAAUUGUAUUGCUUCCACACUUUAAAUCAGGGGUGUAAAACUAGCUCAGGGGCCGCAAGGAGGAAAAUCUAUUCCCACGUAGGCCGGCUGGGUAAAAUCAUGGCAUGAUAACUUCAAAAUAAAGACAACUUUAGAAUGUUUUCUUUGUUUUACUUUUGGCCAGAAAUAGUACAAGCACAUUCUGAAAAUGUACAUAUCACAAAUAAUCCUAUUGGCAAAACUCUUCAAGUUUGUUGAAAAUCCUGAGGGAAAAAUUGGUGCAUUUUCAAAAACACAACAAAGGACACAAUGAACUUAGACUUUGUCUGUGUUUCUAGAAAGCCAUGAUUAAACUUUAGGUCACAGCCUAUCUGGGAUUGAAUAAAAUAUGAAAUAGAUAAAUAAUAAAAACUCUUGUUUUUUGUUUGGAAUGAAAAAAUUAUUUAUCAUAUAAAUCAAAUUUCCCCGUUAUUUGGUUUGAUUAAAAAAAAGACUAAAAUACAUUAUUCAUUAUCGCAAUUUGUUAAUGUGUGUGAAAAUCCAAAACGGGAAAUAAAACAGCAAAAGUAUUUUCUCUUAUUUCCUGUUCAAUGUUCGGAGCAAUGGGAGAUUGCACAUGCAGUCUUUUCCGUAUCCUCGUCUGUGAGUGACUUGGAACAACAGCGACAGAAGAAGAGUGACAUUUGCCUGCUCGAUAGCGAACCAAUAAAAUGUCAGUUUUCAUGUUUCUGGACAUUAAAAAAAUAGAAGGGGAACUUUUGACCGCGACAAAAGUAUUUUGACGACAUUGACACCGUUCUUUGUCUUUUUCUUCUUUUGUUGUUGCGGAUCACUCACAGAAGAGGAUCCUGAAACGAGACACUACGCACGUGCAAUUCAGAGGAACAGAGAAAAAAAUGGUCCACUCUUUAAACACAUUAAUACAUUUGGAUAAUGGAUAAAGAUCCGUUUUUAUUUUUUUAUCAGACCAAAAAACAGAAAGUAGAUUUGUAUGUUAAAAUAUUGUUCUAUUUUAAACAAGCUGUUAUCCCGGACGAGCCCCCAGUUAUGUCACGGGCCCUGUAGCCGUUUGAGUUACACUUUGCGUCCACAUUUCUCUUUUUUGACAGACAUUUUGGGGCUAUGACGGUGCCAAAGGCCGAUGUGUUCGAAGCAGAGGACGUAGUACAGCGGGUUUUGCAUUUCAUUUAUGUCGAGGCGGAGGAGCCGCAGCCACUGUGUAUCUCUUGCUUGGCAUACUCGCUAUAAACGGUUUGCUUGCCUAACACAAUCGCUAUUGCAACAUCCAGUGGAUAUAUUUAGAACAGCAGUUUCUUUCAUGAAAAAUUGCAGCCCAUUUUUAAAGUUAAACGGUAAAGUUAAAGUACAACUGAUAGUCACACACACUAGGUGUGGUGAAAUUACCCUCUGCGUUUGACCCAUCCCCUUGUUCCACACCUUGGGAGGUGAGGGGAGCUCUGAGCAGCAGCGGUGGCCGCGCUUGGGAAACAUUUUGGUGAUUUAACCCCCAGUUCCAACCCUUGAUGCUGAGUGCCAAGCAGGGAGGUAAUGGGUCCGACCAUUGUUAGUAUUUGGUAUGACUCGGUCGUGGUUUGAACUCACGACCUACCGAUCUCAGGGCGGACACUCUAACCACAUCAAGGGUUUAAUACCGGCCCACAGGCUAUACGUUUGAUACCCCCUGCUUUAAAUGUUUAUUUAACCAAAAAAUUUUUUAUUUUGAGAAAAACGCAUCAAAUUAGUUUUUGAUUUUGAUGCCCUUUUUUUUUUGUUGCACUGCCAUGCUCUUUGGACACACACACACACACACACACACACACGCACACACACACACACACACACACACACACACACACA